Teleopsis dalmanni is the source of this 576-nucleotide messenger RNA. RefSeq lists its product as uncharacterized. NCBI's taxonomy places the organism in Eukaryota, Metazoa, Arthropoda, Insecta, Diptera, Diopsidae. The record is from RefSeq and is a predicted model, not a curated record. The coding region runs from base 1 to 450 and encodes 149 amino acids. The transcript is spliced from 3 exons.
AUGCCGUCUCUCCUUCAACCUGUGCAAGUACAAAACUUAGUAUUUUAUCCUGGACAAGAGUAUGGCAUCUAUGAACGCCCAAAUCAGCAUGUCAGCAACAGUCACAACAGCAACAACAACAACAAUAAUAAUGCACAACAAAAUGCAGCAAUAAUAACUACUGGAGCUGAUAGCAAUGCACAACAAGGCAUGUCAUUCUUCAAUUUCCGCCCCAUAAUCGACAGCAUCUUUGAGAUUCCAAUUUCAACAUUACGCGCUGUCAAUAAUAUGGUGGCACGUUUGACGGGCAGCUACCAAGAGUCACCAUCAGGAAAAUCUGCUGCAGGCCUUGACAAAGGAUUUAGUAGUUCAAUCGACAAUAGUUUGAUAUUGGAAAAUGGCGAAACGUCAAAUGCGGAAACAAAUACUAAAACGAUCAGAAAGUCAAUCUUGCGCGAGGAAUUGGCGUAAUCAGUGCCAACCGGAAGUGGCCAGAGAGAGCAGCUGAUUAUUCCUACUUGCAAAUCCCACAUUCUUUAAUGUUUAUUUUUUUUCAAAAAGUUAUUGGUUAGGAUUUAAUAUUUCACAAAUUUAUUU